AGAACCUUAGAUGUCCCCACGCCUCCCGUGUCCAGUGUACUCAGCACCACCUCCCCUCAGAGCAACGUGACAGGAUACCGGAUGACUGUGCCUGUGGGGCUUGCUUUCAAUCAUCAUUUAGAUAAACAAGCCCUGCUGCUGGUCCUACAGACAAUAUAGAUCUACCGAUGAGGUAGCAGAAUCGGCUAAGACAAGUUUGUUACAUACAUAUUCUAGAGUAAUAAUGGCAACAGUUAAACCAGAUGACAGACUGACAAGAUCUCAGGGCUUCAUGUGCGUUGGUUUUGCGGGAGUUUUCAGUAAAACUGUUACGUCGCCCCUGGAGGUGGUGAAAAUUAAGAGUCAAGUGGGCACAUUUCACUGUAAAAAAGGCUUUCUCCACAGCUUUCUUUUUGUCUACCAGAAUGAAGGCAUACGAGGAUUUUGGAAAGGGAACCUCGUCUCCUGUCUCCGCCUGUUUCCUUACAGUGUCGUCCAUUUGGCAACAUACAAACAGUGAGUGAAUAAGCAAUUUGGUGUGUUGUUUCUGAGUUAUGAUAACAUUAAUCUUAGACAAGUAGCUAGUUUGCUACUAGCUAACUAUAACGUUACAGCUAUCUAACAGUAUAGCUAAUUUAAUUACCAUGCUAGUUAGCGAUAACCAACCAGGCUGAUAGGGCAUGUUUGGAACAAAAAGCAGCACGUCUUUUUACUGGGUUGACAUUUUUGCAAAUACAUUUUAUGAAUACUUCGACGUCGUCUGCGGAACUGGUAUAGCUAGCUAGUUAGUUAGUAAAUAAAGAAAUAAAGCUAGCUAGUGUCACACAUUUCCAUCCAACUCACUUCCGUUUCUCUAAAGAUUCCUGUUGGACACGCCUUCUAUCAUUGUCCAAUCAGACGGCUCUUAAAACUCAGCCGAGUAUGGUGUCACUUCAUAGCUAAACAAAUUGAUAAGUAGGCAUGCCUAACUUCUCGAUUUUUAUGGUCACAUUCGACCAUGCCAUGAUAGCUGAGGAGUUAUGGUACAUAGUGUUUUCUAUUCUAGCGUUGACAGUAAGACCUCACGCGUCAGUGCAUGUGCACAUGUAAACACGACCCCUGCCCCGCACGGCAGGGAAAUGUUCUGUACAUCGUGUUCCACGCAGGGCUUCCAAGAAGAGGGCAGCUCCUCUCCUUCCUUGACUUUCAGUAAAUAUAUAUUAAAUAAAGUUUGUCAGAUUAAUAAACAGCCAUAAAGUAUCAGAUGACAUUUACUGCAGCUCUACUUCGACACCAUCUUAAUUUUCUGACGUAUGAUGGUGGAUUCUCAAUGGAGAACAUGAUAUGUUGAAUUUGCAUGGUAUGUUUACUCUCUAUGAAAAAUUACAACUGUUCUUGAAUUAGAUACUCAGUCUGUUACAGUUAGUAUGUUUACUCUCAGAAAAAUUUGAACUGUUCUUGAAUUAGAUGCUAUUACAGUUAUGUAACAUACAGUUACUUACUGCUAGAAUUUCCAGAAGCCAGAAGCCAUAAUCAUACAUAAUAAUAAUAGGAUUCACUAGCUGUACCUGUCUCAUGAAUAACGUAUGCAUUGAUUAAAGUAAAUAUAUUUUCAAAAUAGGUUCCUUUAUAAAGAUAAUUAAGAACCAAAACAUUGACCUCUGUGUUCUUGACUUUCCAGGAUCGUCCACCUCCACAUGGAUGAAUUGGGCUACAUCUCUCAGUGGAGGGCAAUUUUUGCUGGUGGGCUAGCUGGUAUAAGUGCUGCGCUGGCCACGUACCCUCUGGAGGUGGCAGAGACUCGCCUCAUAGCUCAGAACUGCAGAGAGCCUACCUACAGGGGGGUGGUCCACACGCUUUCUAAGAUAUACCAGACCGAAGGCCUUCGAGCACUCUACAGGGGCUUCUCUCUCACAAUCCUAGGUACACACUUAUGUCUGUAUACUACAGAAAUGUGGAUUAAGAUAUUCCUAAGAAAAGCCACACAAUGAUUUAGGAUAACUCUAUAUAAAGUUUGUCCAGUCUGCUUACUUGUGAAACACCCUUUCUUACAGCUUAUAGAGCUUUCAUUGUUGUUUGAAAUUUGGAACAGCCAAACAGAGAAUAUUUAUAUCAUGAUGAUAUGUUGUUCUAUUAGGCAGUGUUGACAUAGCUAGUAACUGUGGAUCUAUUCUGCUACAGGUGCAUUUCCCUUCUCUAUUGGUUGCUAUGCAGUCUACAUCAACUUGGACAAGCUGUGGCGGGAGCCCCAAUUCCGGUUCACUCCCCUACAGAACUUCAUCAAUGGCUGCAUAGCUGCAGGAGUGGCCCAAACACUCUCCUACCCCUUUGAAACUGUGAAAAGGAAAAUGCAGGUAAGCGCACUCAACUCAUUGGGCCAUUUUAUGAGACACAACUAAUUUGGUAAUACCACAUCCAUCCAUAGGGUGGUGCAUUUGUACACAUUUGUACCGGUAUCUCUGACCAGUACAUACCGGUAGUAAAACACUUGUCCUUACACAGCAAAACACUUGCCCUUGAUAAAGUAGCCUACGAGUGCAUGCGUUUUUUUCUACUUUCUAAACAAAAUGCAACAUAGAAGCUUAGAAAUUAGCCAAAAAAGAUAGUCACGCUUUGAAAGUUUUACACUAAGAUGAAUAAUACAGUUUCUUCAUAGACUUUAAACUACAAUAACUGACCAUAGUUAUUGGCAAAUACCAUACAUUGGGCUGAUGUAUGAGUUAAUGUCUCCCCUAACAUGUCCUUCUCUGUAUGAAUGAGAGGACACAUAGGGUUCAAUAGGACUUCUAUGAAGGACGGAAUACUACAUCCGUUUUUAUCAAUGUAUUAUUAGUGACCACAAGGUGCUGCGGCAGCUGAGAAUGUGAAUGCUGUUCAGGGUCUGCCUGCGCUCUAGAUAAGUUCUCUAAAUAUAGCUGACAGCUAUCACACAGUGAACAAGCACAGUCUCACUCCAAUUGAGAAGCCCAUAAAACAAACUGCACCUCUCUUUAAUGCCCUCUGCCUAGUUUCAGACACACAGAAUUAAGAAAUAUAUUUGUUGUUCCCGUUUUGUAUAGAAGUUUAUUAGAUUUUUUUGGCCAAAACAAGAACUUCAAUUAGAGACGGAUGACACGACCCACAAGCAACAUUUUUUAAGGAAGCUUAAAGCAUGGGUGCAGUUCUUGUUUCACCAGCCAGCCAGUAGCAUUUCCUUAACAAACUCAGCCUUUGAGAUCUGUCAAGGCCUCGUCACUGGAAGUGUGUUGUCUUUGGGGGAUGGUUAUUCUCAUGGAUUAAAGUGCCCUCUAACAUGCGAAUGCAUCCAAGGUGGAGCCAGUCAAGUGGUUCAUGCUUGACAAAAGGAAAGCACAGUUUGUUUUGGGACAUGUAAGAUACUGAUGUCCUGUCUGUGAGAGUACUGAGACCACACCCACAUUUGCUCAGUUAAUUUGGUUUCACUUAUAUCAAAUUGGUGAGUGAAGAGUCAUCGUAAUGAAUGACUUCAGUGCUGCAGUCAGGAUAUAGCUAGUCAUGUGGCAUCCAAGUUAUAAAUGUCCCUUAGCACAGAACCCCGGUUUGAGCAAUUAUCGUAAAUGUCAGGAAUUUCCAUUCAUAAAAAUCAUUCCAUUCAUUCCAUAGUCUCUCUCCCUACAUAAAAAAAUACUAAAAUGUUAUAGUAAACUGUAGUAUACUGUAGAAUACUAUACUACACACUUGUAUCCCUCAUCACGUAGUGCUUUCUUUCACAUUUUUAGAUUGAUUGGACUGCUAGAUAGCGUUGUCGUUGCAGAAAUUAAGUCAAACGGAUUUAAGUUUUUCUGCAUUAAAAUCACCAGCUACUAGGAGCACUGCCUUUGGAUGAGCAUUUUCUUGUUGGUUUAUGGCCCUAUAUUGCUAAUUGAGUGCAGUCUUAGCUAUACAUCUCAGCGCCAUUCUUUAUACUACAGUCAUGUCCACAAAAACACUACAGUAAAUACUACAGUAUACUACGGUCGUGUCCACAAAAACACUACAGUAAAUACUACAGUAUACUACGGUCGUGUCCACAAAAACACUACAGUAAAUACUACAGUAUACUACGGUCAUGUCCGCAAAAACACUACAGUAAAUACUACAGUAUACUACAGUCAUGUCCGCAAAACACUACAGUAAACACUACAGUAAAGUCUGCAAAAACACUACAGUGAAUACUAUAGUAUAAAAAUAUAGUAAUACUACAGUAUUUAGACCAUAGUAUUUUUUUCAUGUGGGUCACUACUUGGAUCACACACGCUUAUGAGUUUGUCCCAAAUAUCUGUCAUUAAUUGAUCCUAAAUGCAUUUAUUUUAUACUGGUGCUCUCUAGGAUCACUUUCCUAGUAACUGGUCUAACUGGAAACCUCUCUCAUUACAUAACUGUCAUGACUCAUCUAAUCAGGAAUUUUUGUCCUCCUCUCUCUCGCCAGGCCCAGAAUCCUCGGCUCCCCCAUUAUGGCGGCGCUGAUGUCCACUUCACUGGAAUGCUGGACUGCUUCAGGCAGGUGAUCAGAAGCAAGGGCAUCCUGACACUGUGGAGUGGCCUCACAGCUAACAUGGUCAAGGUAGGACCACCUAAGUCAUGUUCCCAUCAUUUUUGUUAUACAUUAGCCUAUUACCAUAAUGAUUUAUUGCGCUCUACCCCCAACCCUCUACCAGUCCUCCUCAGUCUUGUCAGCUGUAGAUAUAGUGCAGUAAUAGAUAUAGUAAUAUACAGCCAAUGCACAUUUAUCAAACCAAUACCAUUUUUUAUAUCAGUGUGAAACAGUAGAAUGGCCCAGUCCUUGGGAGAGGACCUUGAGAGAGAUGUGCUUUGUGGGUAAUUUAUAACAGGGUUAUUACAAGCUGGCAGAUGUGGGUCUGAUCCUUGAACAGCAUGCACUGCUCUCAUCUUUCAUCUCCAAAUGGCUUUUCAUGAUGGCAGUGGAGUUGUUUCUUUUAUUGGUGUAAAAUCUCCUCUCAUGAACAGUCUACCAAGUAAAUAGUGUACUUUGUGGACAGGAAGAUCAUAACCAGGUCCUACUACCAGGGCAGAUUUUAACCUACCUCUUCACAUUUUAUACAGAGACACUUCAAAAGCAAUUGAUCUAUUGAGCCCACUGACAUCUUCCCUGUUUGUCCUCCUCAGAUUGUCCCCUACUUUGGCCUUCUCUUCAGCUGCUUUGAGAUGUGCAAGCAGGUCUGUCUGUACCGCAACGGGUACAUUGUGUCUCCAUUGAGCUAUAAGUUGGCACCAGGCGUGGACCAGAGCAUGGGCCCUACUGAGGUGGAAGAGGUGAAGCGGUACCUGAAGAAUAGGAACUUUCAGUCACAGCAAGGAAGUCGCUGGUGAAACUGGUGUAACAACAAAUCCUGCACAAGGGGAUGAUGACCAUUAGUAUAGGAAAGUGUCUGAACUAUCAAAAAGAGUCAGGAAUAUUUGUUGGAAUUCAAUACUUUGAAGAUGACAAUUUGGUUGAUGUCAGGUCUGAUUUCAGAAUCAGAGGUACAUCUAUUGAUAGACAUUAAUCAUGCUGUAUUGUAUUUUAAAGUUGCAAUGCAAUCAUAGGAAUUGCACUUUUAUACUUGACACAUGGAAUAUUUUUUUUACUGUAUGUUCAGAGCAAGGUUAUGGUAUUUUCUAACGUUGUUAUACAGUUUUUUUUUUACUGUAUUUGAUACUAUUCCACUCAUUCCGCUCCAGCCAUUACCAGGAGCCCG
Coregonus sp. 'balchen' is the source of this 5654-nucleotide messenger RNA. The record is from the annotation of a GenBank genome assembly. Lineage: Eukaryota; Metazoa; Chordata; Actinopteri; Salmoniformes; Salmonidae.